Molecule: messenger RNA, 771 nt
Organism: Fundulus heteroclitus (mummichog)
Lineage: Eukaryota; Metazoa; Chordata; Actinopteri; Cyprinodontiformes; Fundulidae
Product: perlucin-like protein
Exons: 6
Coding region: 48-755 (235 amino acids)
Source: RefSeq, a predicted model, not a curated record
UUUACAGGACUAAACACAUGCGUGGCAACAACUAAACAAAGGGACCGAUGGCUUCAAGCGACAGCAAAGAGGCAUCGCUGAAAACUGCAGCGUGUGGGGAUGCAAGAUCCUGCGAGAGAUGGCACCUGACCUUCGGAGGGGCUAUUGCUGUAGCAGCAACGUCUCUGCUCACCGUGUUCAUCUUGGCCUUCGUUUUAUUUGCCAUGUGGGGAGCGGCUCCAGGGGAAGACCCAACCUUUCGACAAAAACAGCUGGAAAACCUGCAGCAGUGCCAAAGAAUGCACCAUGAACUGAAAACGAUGCUGCACUCUGCCACUCAGGCGGUUCUGUUUGUUUCUCUGCCGUCUGGAGACUCCCGGUGCCGUUUGUGUCCUGAGGGCUGGCUGUGGUGGAGGAGCCACUGCUACUUUUUCUCGGUCGGACUCCGAGAAAACCUUCGUUGGAAGGAGAGCGCCACGUUCUGCCAGCAGCUCAACAGCAGCCUGGUUGUGAUCAGAGACUCUGCAGAGAUGGCUUUCCUCCAAGGAGUUAUGAGUAAGGCCACCAAAUAUCCUUUCCUGUGGGUGGGACUGACGGACAGCCAGCAGGAGGGAGUCUGGCAGUGGCUGAGUGAGAGAGAAGGCCAGCACCACUCACCGAUGGCUGUGCAGUGGAACAGUGAAGACAGGGACUGUGCAGACCUGAGGGGAGGUGGGACUCUGUUUGCCGCGGACUGUGAAGAGUACGGACCCUGGGCCUGCAAGACGGAGUCCUGACCAGCCUCCACCACCC